AUGUUAAACUCUUAUGCUCCAGAAGUGCCACCGGAGGGUAAACGGGUGAAGAAGAAGACGGAAGAGACGUCUCCAUCGUUGUCUGGGCUAUCCUUGUUACCAGAAGAGAUAGCUCUGAGAUGUUUGGCUCGCGUAUCUUCCAGAUUUGACAACGCGUCCUUAUUUCUCGCCUCCAAGAGCCACCGCUCUCUCUUUAAAUCCUCUGAGCUCGUCAACUUGAGAUGGGAGAUGAGUUGCACUGAAUUAUCUCUUUACGUAUGCAUCCGCGUCUUUCCUAACCCAACUCCACGCUGGUUCAUCCUUACCCCUAAGCGGCGGCUAAACCCCAUCCCGCCUAACCCUUAUCAGCCUCCGGAUUCAUCUUCUUUCGUGGUGGUGAAUGGGGGUUUCUAUGUUAUCGGUGGACUCAGAAACGGCAUUCCCACUUCGGAUGUCCCGUUUCUCGAUUGUUACUCUCACACAUGGCACCGUAUCACGUCCAUGAAUACGCCUCGAGCUUCCGCAUUGGCCCACGUGGUGAAGGGCGGGAAGAUAUACGUGUUUGGAGGGUCCAAGCAUUACCUGCAUUACCACGAAAGAGCUGGGGCAGAGGUAUUUGAUCCAAAGACUCAAACUUGGACCCCUCUUUUUUUUUCACACCUAAGUUGGGAUUUUGAGACUCAAAAAACUUGGGCCCAUCUUUAUUGUUCACACCAAAGUUUGGAUAUUGAGACACCGCACAAAAAUAAUAUCCCACAAAGUGCGGUUAUAGUUUUAGAGGAGAAGAAUACUUCCCCGCAGGAUCGAAGAAACUUCUACUUCAUCUUAAAUGAUGAGACAGGAAACAAAAACGAUUGGUGUAUCAUUGAGAAACAAUUGUAUUGUCGCGGUACUCGAGGAAAAAUCUUAUGGUGUGAGCUUAACGAAUGGGAUUGGAAGGAAGUGAAAGGUUUGGAAGAGCUGCAACACUCUCACUCUAGUUCAAGACAUUCCUUUCGUAUCAACAAACUCUGCCAAACUUCUGCAGGAAACAUUGUUAUCUUCUGGAUGGCAGAGAGUUUGGACCUUUGUUCUGCCGAGAUUUCCUUUGAGAGACGCGAGGGAGGCGAGAUUUGGGGGAAGAUUGAGUGGUCCAAUGUUGUCUUUAAAGUUGAUCCUUUCUCAACUCCAUCACAGAGCGUUAAGGUUUUACAUUCUGUAUCUGUCUAUGUAUGA
Molecule: messenger RNA, 1194 nt
Organism: Camelina sativa (false flax)
Lineage: Eukaryota; Viridiplantae; Streptophyta; Magnoliopsida; Brassicales; Brassicaceae
Product: putative F-box/kelch-repeat protein At5g03000
Molecular function (GO): protein binding
Source: RefSeq, a predicted model, not a curated record